CAAUAAACAUUUUUCGGCCAUCUAUUUUUCCGGGCACUCUCGGCCGGGCUGCGAUCGCGACAAAGCCGCUCCCUCCGAUGGCGCCGCCCUCCGCCGCCGCGCCGCCGGCGCCGUCGCCGUCGCCGUCGUCCUCCCUAUCGCCUCCUCCGGUUCCGAUGGAGCUCCACGUCCGGAACCGCGACAAGCUCCUGAAGUCGCUCCGCCAGAGCCUCCGCGACGCGGGCCGCCCGCUCCACGGCUUCGUCUUCCUUCAGGGAGGGGAGGAGCAGGCGCGCCACGACACCGAUCACACCGAGCUCUUCAGGCAGGAGAGCUAUUUUGCUUAUUUAUUUGGAGUAAUAGAGCCUGGAUUUUUUGGAGCUAUUGAUAUCACGAGUGGAAACUCUCUGCUUUUUGUGCCUCGGCUACCCUCAGAGUAUGCUGUUUGGCUGGGAGAAAUAAAGCCUCUGUCAUUCUUUGAGGAAAAAUACAUGGUCAACAAGGUGUUUUAUACAGAUGAUAUUGUAAAGGUUCUCCAAGAGCAGUUCCAAGGACAGGGAAAACCUCUAUUGUUUCUCUUGCAUGGGCUUAACACUGAUAGUAACAAUUUUGCAAAACCAGCUGAGUUUGAGGGAGUGGAAAACUUCGCAACGGACUUGACUACCCUACAUCCUAUUUUGACCGAAUGUCGUGUUACAAAGUCCGAUCUGGAGCUUGCUGUAAUUCAGUUUGCCAAUGAUAUAAGCUCUGAAGCUCAUGUUGAGGUAAUGAGGAAGAUUAGGGUUGGCAUGAAAGAGUACCAACUAGAGAGCAUCUUUCUUCAUCACACAUAUAUGUACGGUGGGUGCCGCCACGGCUCAUACACGUGUAUUUGUGCCACUGGUGGAAACAGUGCUGUUCUUCACUAUGGGCAUGCAGCUGCUCCAAAUGACCGGGUAAGUUUUAAGCCUCCAUCUCCUGAAAUUGUUAAAUUUCGUUACUUGGGGCAAAAUGCCUGGCCUAAAGUAGGCAUUGCUCUAGGCAGAGGAUGUUCACUUAGGUAAAGUAGCAUGCAUUCA
This is a messenger RNA of Eucalyptus grandis, 1037 nucleotides long. Its product is annotated as xaa-Pro dipeptidase. The record is from RefSeq and is a predicted model, not a curated record. The transcript has 8 exons. Gene Ontology annotation, molecular function: metalloaminopeptidase activity; manganese ion binding. The coding region runs from base 78 to 1022 and encodes 314 amino acids. NCBI's taxonomy places the organism in Eukaryota, Viridiplantae, Streptophyta, Magnoliopsida, Myrtales, Myrtaceae.